AUGGAUCAUGAAGCCGCCCAGCUGGAGAAGCAGCAUGUGCAUGAUGUGUAUGAGAGCACCGCUCCUUACUUCAGUGACCUGCAGAGUAAAGCCUGGCCUCGCGUCCGCCAGUUCCUCCAGGACCAGAAGCCCGGCAGCCUCAUCGCUGACAUAGGUUGUGGAACUGGAAAAUAUCUUAAAGUGAACAGCCAGGUACACACUCUGGGCUGUGACUACUGUGGGCCAUUGGUAGAGAUUGCCCGGAGUAGAGGAUGUGAAGUCAUGGUAUGUGACAACCUUAACCUUCCAUUUAGGGAUCAGGGCUUCGAUGCCAUCAUCUCCAUAGGAGUCAUACAUCACUUCUCUACAAAGCAAAGAAGAAUCAGAGCAAUUAAAGAAAUGGCUCGGGUCUUAGUUCCCGGGGGUCAACUGAUGAUCUACGUUUGGGCUAUGGAACAAAAGAACCGUCACUUUGAAAAGCAAGAUGUGCUUGUUCCAUGGAACAGAGCCUUAUGUUCCCAAGUCUGUGAACCCAGCCAGGCUGGGAGAAGGAGGCAGAGUGGACAGGCAGAAACCAUCUCUCCCUCCCAUCCCCCUUGCUCUGAGUGUAGUUGUUCUGUCUGUUCCAAAGAAAGAUGUGACUUAAAGCAGUCCCACAGCAUGGACCACUACAUGGCUCAAACCUGCUGUGCAAAUAUUGCUAAGGAGGGUGAGGAAGAAAAUGGAUUCUACAACACAUUGGGAAGAUCUUUUCGCUCCUGGUUUUUCUCCAGAUCUUUAGAUGAAUCAACGCUGCAGAAGCAGAUUGAAAGAAUGAAGCCCAUGAAAAACACAGAAGGUUGGACCAAUAGCACCAUCUCAGUUCAACCUUCCAGACAUUCUAGUUUAGACUUAGGUCACCAUGGGCGAUUUUCAGCAAAAGGGCAACAUUUAGAUGAAGAAGUAUUUGUGGAAACUUCUUCCCAGAAAAACUUGCAAUGGCUGAGGGCACCGAGCACACAGAAGCCUUUAAAUGGAGACCAGCAAGGAGAAUUGCGGAGAGAUAGUGGAGAGGGUCAUUUACUGAAUAGCACCAAUGCCAAUGAGAAUAGAGCCAGUGCAGGUAACUUAGAAGAAAGAAACUCUUCUCCUACUAAAAUGUUGAGAAAGAGUUCCACAGUUGAUUCUACAGAUUCCAUGCCUGAUGAUGCAAUAUCUGUUGAACAGCAGGACAUUUUGGAUUCGAGGUCCUUCAUGCGAUACUACCAUGUAUUUCGAGAAGGCGAGCUCUAUGGGCUGCUGAAGGACAGUGUGGCAGAGCUCCGUAUUCUGAGCUCUGGGAAUGACCACGGCAACUGGUGUAUUAUUGCAGAGAAAAGGGGCAAUGAGGACUGA
Molecule: messenger RNA, 1353 nt
Organism: Elephantulus edwardii (Cape elephant shrew)
Lineage: Eukaryota; Metazoa; Chordata; Mammalia; Macroscelidea; Macroscelididae
Gene: TRMT9B
Product: KIAA1456 ortholog
Exons: 3
Coding region: 1-1353 (450 amino acids)
Biological process (GO): tRNA wobble uridine modification
Cellular component (GO): nucleus; cytoplasm
Molecular function (GO): S-adenosylmethionine-dependent methyltransferase activity; tRNA binding
Source: RefSeq, a predicted model, not a curated record